Molecule: messenger RNA, 2878 nt
Organism: Mercenaria mercenaria
Lineage: Eukaryota; Metazoa; Mollusca; Bivalvia; Venerida; Veneridae
Product: tetratricopeptide repeat protein 33-like
Exons: 5
Coding region: 100-882 (260 amino acids)
Molecular function (GO): protein binding
Source: RefSeq, a predicted model, not a curated record
UAGAAAUGAAGUUAAUAAUGUAAACAAAUAUGGGCGACGCAAGAAACUAGCAGAAUUUAAUUGAAAUUGAUAUGGGGCUGUAUGUGACCCUAUGAAAAUAUGGCCAAUGAAGGUGUAAAGAAGUUUGGGUGGAAGCGAAAAAUUGGAGCACAGGUGUCCAAAUCCGCUUCAUCAGCAUUUGAAGAGGAAUCAAAAGAAGAAGGCGAUGUUUCAUUAUCUAAUGGAGAAGUUGAUUGGCUAACACUUGCUCCAAUUAAGAGAAGGACUGUGAUUGGCUUAGAAGAUGGAGUUGCCAAGGCAAACAGGCUUGUUCAGGAAGGAACUGUUCUAGCUGGUUCAGAAAGAUAUUGGGAAGCAUUGAAGAAAUGGGAAGAGGCAUUGCAGUAUACACCAUGUGAUGAGAAAAUACAUGAGAUGAAGGCUCAGGCUCUGAUGGAGUUAUGUGAAGUCUUUCCUGCUGUGCAGUCGGCUAAGAAAGCUGUGGAGUAUGGGCCAACAUGGUGGAUAGCCCACCAGACAUUAGGCCGAGCUUAUCUUGGACUGGGAGAAGUAAAAAUGGCUGUAGACAGUUUCUCGAGAGCAGUACACCUCAAUCCUGGUAGCAAGGAAUUAUGGGAAGACGACCUUAUGUGGGCGUACUCACUGCUUCAGAAGCGUCAAAAACUGGAGGAGGAAAAGAAACAGAUAUUGAAAGAAAAAUUUGGGGGUGGUGUGAAAAUUGUUGAAGUGGGAAGUGACAUAGACACUGAUGUUGAUGAUGAAGAAAAAGCUGUAGAUAUUUAUAGACAAGUGCAUGAACAGGGUGGAAAGAAAACAGAAGGAAAGUCUUUAAGAAACUUGCCAACAAAUUAUGUUCAAAUGAGAGACCCUUUACCACCUUGAAAAAAUAUGGCAAUUUUCAGAUUUACUUUUGUUUGUAUACAGAUGUAUAAAGCAGCUCAUUAUCACAUAAAUUUAACAACUUCAAAUCCUAGAAAGCACUUUCAUGUAUUAGUGAUAAAUGAUUUAGUUAAGUGAGUCUUUGAAAUAUGUAUCUCAAUUUAUAAAGUUUUAAGAAAUUUAUCUGCCUUUUAACACAGGUCCCAAGAUCAAAGGUCAAUGAAUUUAGGCCAUUUUUCUUGUUCAGGCUUACUUGCAUAUUCAGAUAACUUGGCAUAAACAUUCAACACAACAAGCUGAUGUGUCAUAGGGAUUCAAUUAAAAAUUGUGUUGGUGUAUUUUGUUUCUUUCCUUUUAAGGCGAUGAAGUAUAUCAUAAUCAUAACAUUUUUAUAGACAGUAUAAAUAGAUGUUUAAGAGCAGAUAACAAACUCUAGAUUUUCAGACAUGCCAACCCAGACUCGAACUUUUUGCAUUAUAACAUAUAAUGUAUGUAUGUACAGUAAAACUGAGAUAUAGGGAGCACGGAUAUAAUGAAAACUCAGAUAUAACAAACAAUACUUUAUUCCCCAUUUUUUGCCUUCUUUACUCCAUAUAGAAGAUACAACAAACUCUGUAAUAGCUUAAACCCGGCUUUAAAGGUGGUUAGUCAGAUUUUGAUAAAGUAAUGGAUUUGAUCAAAGGUUUAACAAAUAGCUUUUGCUGGAAGUAUUUUUAAAAUCUAAUUUCCCUAUCCUGGUUGCCCAACAAAGAUAUAGUUAUUUUAGCAUAUGUAUUAAUCUAAUCAGCAUACUUUGCCUAAGGACUGAUAUGAAUAUAGAACUAUUUUACUAUAUUUGUCAAAGAUUAACAUUAAAAAUAUAUAUUUAGCCAAAAUUCAUUAGAAAUGCAUGUUUGUAAACUUAAUAUUACCUCCCUUUACCUAUCUUGGUUGCGCAACCAGGAUAGAUUUGAAAUCAAUGAAUGAGGAAGCUACACACUAUUUUAAAACUUACUAUCCAAUGCAAAUGUAAAAUUAGAAAUUAUAUUGAAAUCAAAUGAAAUAGUUCAUGUUUUGAAUAAUUUCAUGUUAAAGCGGAGUAAUUACAAAAUUUCAUAAAACAUGACAAAACAAGGGAUUUAGCUCUAUGUACUGGGUCUUUUUGUUCAUAACAGAAUACACUAGAAAUGAAAAAAUGUCAUAAAAUAUUGCUUAAAUGUGAUUGACCUCCUUUAAGGAAACAUUUUUGGUCCAAAGGCAAUAAUUUAUGCAGAAAUGUAAACAGUUGUAACCAACAGUUUCAGAUGUUUUAUCUCAGAAUAGAAAUUGAACUUUAAUACACAUUGUGUAUUUAAUUGCAGCUAAUAUUAAAAUUUGAAUGCAAUAAUUACCAAUUAUAGAUUUCCAGUUUUUUUGUCAAAUUAAUUAUCUUUUCAUUGAUUAUAGCAUAAUACAUUUGUAUAUAUGAUUAUUUGCUUGUAGAAUUGAGACGGACAUUUCCAUUAUGUUGCCCCUUAAUUUGUAGAGGACUUUAUAUUGGCUUGCAGUAUGUUAUGUUAGAAAUAUUCCUAGAUUUGGGAUGCCAGUAAAUCUUUUGCAGUGGGAAUGUCAGUAACUUUGUUACAACUUCUUGUCUUGAUUUAUCUUUUUUUGUGUUUAAUAAAAUGUGUAAUAAAUUACAAACAUCCAGACAUUUUAGUAUGAUCCUUCUUUUGCAAUUGUAACACUAAAUAUAUCAGUUGCUGUUCUGGUAUGUGCAAUGCUUCAUUUUAGAAAAUUAAUGUAAAUUAAAUGAAAGGAAAUGCAAAGAUAUAUAAUUUUAUUAUGUACAGGCGUUAUUGUUUCCAAAUUAUUGGUAAUUGUGUUUGAUAAAAUGGGAAGCGAGAGAAAUAUUUAGCCAUUUUAGUAUGACCCUUGUUUUGCUAUUGUAAAACUAAAUUUAUAAGCUGCUGUUGUGAUACAUGCAAUGCUUUAUUGAAAAAUAAUAAAUUGUAUGAAAUUGAUAAGAAAUGCAGAGACA